This is a messenger RNA of Hansenula anomala, 720 nucleotides long. RefSeq names its product putative dephospho-CoA kinase (gene CAB5). The record is from RefSeq and is a predicted model, not a curated record. NCBI's taxonomy places the organism in Eukaryota, Fungi, Ascomycota, Saccharomycetes, Phaffomycetales, Wickerhamomycetaceae. Gene Ontology annotation, molecular function: dephospho-CoA kinase activity; ATP binding. Gene Ontology annotation, biological process: coenzyme A biosynthetic process. The coding region runs from base 1 to 720 and encodes 239 amino acids. The transcript has a single exon.
AUGCUUAUCGUUGGCUUAACAGGCGGUAUUGCUGCUGGUAAAUCCACGGUCUCAGAGAAACUUUCUAAGGAAUAUGGUUUGACCGUUAUAGAUGCUGAUUUAAUCGCCAGACAAGUCCAACAACCAGGACAAUCUGCUUAUAAAAAGAUAGCGAAAUACUUUGGACCUCAAGUUGAAGAUCUCUUUUUAGAAGAUGGCCAAUUGAAUAGACCUUCAUUGGGUAGACAUGUCUUUGGGAACCCAGAAGAAUUGAAAAAAUUGAACUCAUUUGUUCACCCAGCAGUGAGAUACGAAAUUUUCAAACAGAUCAUCAUAUCUUACCUUAAACUACAGAAAUUAGUUAUACUAGAUGUUCCAUUACUUUUUGAGGCUAAACUUGACCAGAUCUGUGGUGCUACAAUUGCGGUUGUUUGCGAUGAAAAAUUACAAUUAGAAAGAUUACUAAAGAGAAAUUCAUAUUUGACUGAAGAAGAUGCUAAACAAAGAAUUAAUUCACAAAUGUCAAACCAUUCAAGAAUACGGAAGGCUGACUAUAUUAUUGAUAAUAGUCAUACUUUAGAAGCAUUAGAUGAAAAUAUACGUGGUGUGGUUCAACGUGUCACACCUUCAUGGAUCAUUUAUUUAUUGGAAUUAUUCCCAGUUUUUGCAGCUUUUUCAGCUUUUGGUACAUUUAUCAUUAGAAGAAUUCAUGAAUGGGAUAACGAUUCGAAGCAAGAAUGA